AUGCGCUCCUUCACAAUGAAAACUUUGAUUGUCAACAUCGUCCUCGCAAUAGCGAUUUGUGCGGUCAAAGGCGCUACGACUCCGCCAUCAGCAGGAAUCGAUCCAACACUUACACAGAAAUGUGUCAAGACAUUCCACGGUACUUGGUUAGACGCACAAAAAAUCAAACAAACCGGUUAUGCUUGUAGUACAACAGGAAACACUGCGCCAAACGACGUCUACCUUUGCAAAAAAAUCGUGACAGAGGCCGAGGCUUCAGGAUGCGGGAAUACCAAAAAAACUUCCAAGUGUCAGGGAGGUUACACAUCUCCACUCACGGAUAACAAAAAGGACGACGGCAAGAAAAAUGACGAUAGUAAAAACAAAGAUGCCAAAGCCAAAGAUGACAAAACCAAAGACGACAAAUCAAAAGCAGCGGCUAGUUCAGCCUUUUGUCGUGAUACACCUGGAAGUCCUACUAUGAAGUGCGACACAAUAAUUCGACCGACUGUCCUUGGAGAGUGUGUCAAAUCUGGUCCGAACACUCACGACGAACACAAAAAUGAUUGGCUCUCACACAAAGCUUGA
This is a messenger RNA of Melampsora larici-populina 98AG31, 567 nucleotides long. RefSeq lists its product as uncharacterized. Bases 1 to 567 code for a protein of 188 amino acids. The transcript is spliced from 5 exons. The record is from RefSeq and is a predicted model, not a curated record. NCBI's taxonomy places the organism in Eukaryota, Fungi, Basidiomycota, Pucciniomycetes, Pucciniales, Melampsoraceae.